This is a messenger RNA of Papaver somniferum (opium poppy), 534 nucleotides long. RefSeq names its product glutamic acid-rich protein-like. The record is from RefSeq and is a predicted model, not a curated record. The transcript has a single exon. Lineage: Eukaryota; Viridiplantae; Streptophyta; Magnoliopsida; Ranunculales; Papaveraceae. The coding region runs from base 1 to 534 and encodes 177 amino acids.
AUGUCAACUUCCUGCAACAACAAUUAUGAUUAUAGUUAUUCCUCCAGCUCUUCUGACGAGGAUUCCAGAGCUUCCGCAGCCAAAUCAAAAGCUAAGACAACUCAUGAUGAGGGGGCAAAGCCUAGCGUACCCCUUAAUGAUCGGAGGGUCACUUAUGCUGAGCUUAUAAAGAGAAAAGCCGAGGAUGAUGAGGCAGAGGAUCGUCAUCGUAGAAAGGAUCGAAUCCGGCGCAAAAUACUAGCGGCUGAGGAGAGACGUCGAUUCGUUUAUGGGAUACCUUCUGACUAUGAUGCUGACUCUUUCGAAGAGGAAAAUACGUGGGUGUUACCAGAGCGCAAGGUCAAUCCUGACCGUCAUAUCAGAGAGUUCCAAAAGACUAUGAAACAAAUUGAAGCUGAAGAAGACUCGGACUCGGACGAUCCUUAUACCUAUCCAUACUUCAUUAAUGGUCCUGACGGCGAUUCUGACGAAGAGGAGGAUUCCGAGAAGGAUAGUGAUGACGAAUCUGAUAACUCGGAUGAAUCCGACGAGUAG